GUGCAGGGCAUGCACGAUGCAUCGGCGGCGCGGCGGCGGCCGUCCAUCUUUGGGGAGGCGCGGCGCAUCGUGGCGGAGGAGGGCGCGCUGGCGUUCUGGAAGGGCAACACCGUCACCAUCGUGCACCGCCUGCCCUACUCCGCCAUCAACUUCUUCGCCUACGAGAGCUACAAAUCCAUGCUUGAAACCAUGGCGGCCAAUUCCUUCCCCAGCCCUGACCUCCCGCCCACCCACGCACACCACGCACUGCAACCAAACCAGCAACACCAACAGCAGCAGCAGCAGCAGCAGCAGCAGCAGCAGCAGCAGCAGCAGCAGCAGCAGCAGCAGCAUGAGCAGGGGUGGCAGGCGGCGCGGAGGGGGGUGGUGGACAUGGGGGUGAAGUUCCUGGCGGGAGGGGGUGCGGGGUGCACUGCGGCCACCAUCACGUACCCGCUUGACCUCGUGCGCACGCGCCUUGCUGCUCAGACCAAGUCGCGGUACUACAAGGGCAUAGUGGGCACGCUGAGCACCAUCGUGCGCGAUGAGGGUCUGCUGGGGCUCUACAAGGGCAUGGGCGCCACUCUCCUCGGCGUGGGCCCCAAUCUGGCCAUCAACUUCUGUGUGUAUGAGACGGUGAAGGCCAACUGGGUGCGCCGCCACCCUGAGAUGCCUGUGCCUCUCGUCUCCCUCGGCUGUGGCAGCCUCGCUGGCAUCUGCUCCUCCUCAGCCACGUUCCCGCUGGACCUGGUGCGGCGGCGCAUGCAGCUGGAGGGAGCAGGGGGCCGGCAGCCCUCACAGCGGCGCACCAUCCCGCAGAUGCUGGCGCACGUCGUGCGCACCGAGGGGUGGCAGGCACUAUACCGUGGCAUCGUGCCCGAGUAUGCUAAGGUGGUGCCGGGGGUCAGCAUCGCCUUCAUGACCUAUGAGUUCAUGAAGAGGCUGCUGCGCCCCCGCGACAGCUUCCUGGACUGA
Molecule: messenger RNA, 954 nt
Organism: Closterium sp. Naga37s-1
Lineage: Eukaryota; Viridiplantae; Streptophyta; Zygnematophyceae; Desmidiales; Closteriaceae
Source: the annotation of a GenBank genome assembly